AGGCGAAGACGAAGGGAGGGGAGAAUGGUAGGAAAAGCGGGAGAAUGGUAGGAAAUGCGCAGAAAGGGGACGACUGGCACAGAAUAGUUUAACAGGUUGUGGUUACGAGUGUUCGCUGUCUCCCAUUGGUUCCCCACCCGUACUUGAGUACACGUUAGGUUAACUUAAUUUUCAUUCGUGCUCCCACCACUACCGCUUUCUCCCUUUUCGCGUCGCCCUUCCUUUUUCUUAGCAUCAUCUCCUUCUAUUUGUUAUUAUCCGUUCGUCCGCUUGCCUUGGACUGCCUCACUGACCGCCGUCACGUCGAAAUACUUUUUAUAUUUGCUGGGUUCCUUGCGAAAGAUCUGAACACUGAUGCAUCAUACACGUGCGUAAGUAUACAUCACGCAUAUGUACAUGUAAAAGCAUAACAAGAACCUCCCUCCCCCUCCCCGACGCGGCAAGAGCAAGUAGAAGAGAGGAGGGGAGGGAGCAGCAAGAGAACAAGAGAAAGAGAGAGAAGGGGAGGGGGGGGGGAAGAUAGGGAGGAAUAUUGGAUGGUGGGAGAUAGGAGGGGAGGGAGAGUAAUAAUCCCGCCGUCUGGAACGGCAAACGGCGCACGCUACCUCACGAGCGCGCGCGCGCGCGCGUCUUUACAAAACGACGUAUCUGAAAAACUCUGAACUCGUCCUCAACAAUUCAUACAAGAGUUAAUUAUCCUGCCGCUCGUGCGCGAUCGACGUCACCUACAUCUUUUGCUACUACCCCCCAUAUCGGGUACCUCGGUACUAAUAAUAAACUUCAGACUGGACGCGGAACAGGGCGACGGAUCAUAGCCGUGGCUGCCGCCGGGGAAUGCACAUCACGUCACUGAUCCCGUUUGAACUGUUUGAAGCGAAAACGAGUGUAGUAGUGCCGUGUAUACACGGACCGACCACAGAAGUGAUCAUGUCAUGAUACCGUCGCGUCAUGUCGUAAUCAUGUGUAAGAGAAAAUUUACUCACGAGCAAAAGCGCGGGAGUAAUCGUAUUCGCGUGACGGCAUCUAGGCAAGGAAGAUCGAUCACUUUUUUUCUUUUAUGUUGAUCCGCAGCUGCGACGCGGCUGUGGUCCGUGCGACGAAAUGAGAGGUCUCGAUUCUCUCUCUCUUUCUCUCUCUCUCUCAGUUCUCACACCCGCUGUCUCCCGCCGAAUGCGCCAAGAAAGCGCGCGUAAUUAAUUGACUUUACCUACCGUUGAACAUUGUUUGCGUUUACCGAUUCGAAAGGUUAUUAAAGAAAUGUCAAGUCGCCGGUGUCGCGUAUAGUUUAUCUCAAUCUUCUUCUUGUGCUCCGGUUUGUUAUGAAUCCAACGCGGUCAUUCGUGCGGCUACCGAAAGACCGCCCGCUUCUCGAAUUGGGGAUUCAAUUGAGAAUAAUCACCAAAUUUCGGGUUUCAAUGAGAGCAACCGGUGAUAGUGCGCGCGUAUUAGUAUUGGCCAAUAAUCGCUGAUAGUACGCGAUGUUCGUGCCGAUUAUAGCGUCCGAGAUUGUUCACCCAAGGAUAAGCCGAUGUUGACAACAAUGUCUGAAUUUAAAUUUUCUGCAAAAAAUAAGAUGUAUGAGGACGGCGCUGUGGAGCUGUUGCAAAAUUUCGACGUUAGCGAGGACACUCCCAACUUGUCGAACGACAGCUUAAACGAUCAGCACUUGCUUUUGGAUUGUGACAUUUGCGGUGAGCGUUUUACCUCGAAGAAACCGCUGCGUGUCCACAUCAACACUCAUCUGAGGAAACUCCGUAUUGUCCUCAAGAGGGUAGCGAAUCCGAAAGUGGUGAAGGUGAAAAAGGAAACGUACUGGCUGGAUCCAGAGAAGACCGGUUUAUUGAAGUUGACCCUGAAGAAACAAAACGUAGCUGCCGAAUCCUUGAAACUUACCUUGAAGAAGUCCUCGGAAUCGGAAGAUUUCACUGUAGUGAACAAUAACUGUUAUCCUGUUAUUCAGUACUAUCAACAGAGAGACGUGGCAGGUGCUAAGGAAAAUGAUCCAAGAGGUGAUAAGGCAGCGGAGAACUCAAUCAACGAACCUUUCGAAAACGUGAUGGUGGACCAACAAGAUGAUUACGACAAUGUCAAGUUGGAUACCGACCAUCAAAAUCCUCUGGAAGAUAAUGAAAGACCGUCCACAGAUAUCAAUGAGAGCGACUCUGAUGUAGGGAGUGAUAUGGCAAAUCCAUCUGAGAAGGACGAUCAAAAUGUCGAUGAUACACCAAAUACCGAUAACUGUGACAGUUCUGAAAAAAGGCUUUCAGAAUCUGAAGAUCAUGAGGAUACAGACACUUUGGAAGCGACAUGCAGAGAAACUAUUGAAAAUUUGAAAAAACUCGGUGAACAAUCAAGUUCCAGAUCGGCUAGUCAACUAAUUGACAAUUCGUCAGUAGAAGAAGAAGACGACAGAAGUGAAUCUAAUAUAAUACAUAAUCUUGAACAGAAUCCUUCCAUCAGCAUUAAUCCAAAGUCUUUCACAUUUCCUAAUCAUGCAACUGAACGCACUCCGGUAUGCAAUAAUGAAGAUAAGAAUAGAGAAUCGACUGAUGCAUCGCAAACACAAAAUUUCAACUGGAAUCAACUAUCUGAUUUAUCAAAUAAGAGCAAUGAAGACUUCAAUAAGGAAGAUAGUGAACAACAGGAUACUUGCAACGAUGCUAACAUGGAUAAUGCUGGAUCGAUUUUGCAAAGCUUUCUCAUUGAACAUCAGAGGCGCAAUCCAAAUGAAGUGUCGUUGUCAAACAAUAUGUCAUCUAGCGAAACAGCAGAGUACGUGCCCCUUGAAAAAUUAGCGGAAACUGUCAACACAUGUCGUGUUUGUAAUGAAAAAUUCAAAGACAUUGCCCAUCUAGAUGAACACCGUAGUAAAGCCGGUCAUUAUCAAUGUAAUAUACCAGAAUGCACCAAUCUCAUCUUCCACUCUAUGGUGGAGGUAUCGAUACAUCGAGCACAGGUACAUGGUACCCCACUCUCGCCGAACGUGAGCCAACUAUCGCCUCAUCAUUUGCCGUCGAACGCAAAUACAUCACACUUGGGCCAAGCCACACAUUCGCCUCAUGCCGUUUCUGCCCCGUCCAUAGAGGUAUCGUCAACGAAUGGUCCGCAUCCACUCAGUAGGACUUCGCCCUUAACGUCGCCACAUCAGACGCAUUCACCGACAUUUAAUGCGGCUGUGGCAGCAGCGGCAACAGGCGGUGCUACUAGCCAACAAAUGCAAAUACCGCCGGUAAACUUUGAACAACUACCACCACCCGUACAGCAACUGGCCCAGCAAGUGCAGCGUAUGCCUCUUCCACAGACGCAAAUGCCCCCUAGUCUUCCUCCAGGAGCCAACACAAUGAUACCUGCACCAAAUUAUUUUGUACAACCACCAGGACGACCACCACUGUAUAGAGUACCUGGACCACAAGGAAUACAUUAUCCACCCCAUAUGACGCAUUUGUAUCAAUAUCCUCCUGGUCCAUAUCCUCAAAUACCUGCACCUCCUCCACAAAUGCAUCCCCAAAUACCCCAACAAGUUCCACGGGGACGGUAUCCGUCGGCAUCUGUUGUUCAAAAUAGCAGGGCACCGAGGUUACCACAAACCACGGGUCCAGUUCCUCGUCAGCGCAUGAAAAGGCCUUUGCAACCUAUAACGCAACAAAAUAACGCUUCUGCAAAACAGAGGCGAAUGGAUGUUCUAUUACCUGAUAGAAAUGAAGAUGCAGACUGCCAUGUCAUAGCUCAACAGAAAAGAAAUGAUGGACUACCUGUUAUUCAAAAUGUUCAAGGAGCUACCACGCAACAAACUAAUAGAAAUGAUUCUACGAUACAUCUCACAGAUUCAAUCACUUUAAGUGUUCGGCAACCUGGUUCCAUCCCAGCUCAAGUCCAGAACACGUCGAACCCGGGAGGAAAGAAAUCCGAUGCCAAGGCGGUGGCGAAUGUCCUCGCGGCUCGAGGUAUAACCGUUACUCCAGCUGCAAAUAAAAAUAAGACAAGUGAACAAAACAAACAGCAAAUACCUUCCCAGCAGCAGCAGAGGCCAUCACCUUCACAGCAGCCUUUAAAUGUUACAGCGCUCAAUCUGAAUUCUGCUAUUUCUAUCAUACCAACUAGUUCACAAAGAAAGCAACAAGAAGGGCAGUUUGCUGUUCCACAAAACAAGCAAAACAAAUCGCCAAUCAAUGACCAAGUCGAGCGACCUCCAAGACCACCAACAGUGGAUCUAACGCAGGAUACUCCACCGCAGAUGCCAAUAGUUAGACGUGGUCGACCGCCUAGAGCAUUAUUAACGUGUCAGGUAUGUGAUAAGAAUUUUCAAAAUCAAGAUAUGUUGACGCAGCAUAUGGCAACUCAUCGAACGACCAGCAAAUUGCUUCACAGGUGUAACCUUUGUCCAGCUCAAUAUCCCACAGUUCAGGCGUUGACAACGCACAAACAGACUUACCACAAGGAAGUUGAUACCGUGGCACAAAACGGAGGCACGGAAUUGGCUUUGCCUGUCGUGGAUUUAAAGUCGCCACAUGUCUUAAAUCGUUUGGCGAACUUGGGGAUUCAAAAUUACAUACCCUUGUCGCAGUUAAGUGCUCAAACCGGUGGUUACUUCGGCUUACCGAUAAUUACAAUAGACGGUGCGAGAAAUACAAGCAGUUGCAAUCUGGGUGCGCUUGGUGCUACCUCUAUAUUAAGUCUCGGUCCUCUUAAACAUAUAUCGAAUGGGUAAUUCGACAAAUUCGCAUUCGGCCUAUUUUACGUGUGCAAUCACACUUUCCCUUGGUUAUUAUUCUUCUACUAAAGUUGUUUUACUUGUUACUGUAUUGUCAAUGACCAUGACACACGACAUGUCUUGAUUUCUGAAGAGAAAACCGUGAUAUAGUUUAAGUAAAGUCGUCAUAUAAUUGCGACAUUUUUAUAUAUAAAGAAUAUAUUAUUGUGAUAUACACAAUGUUCUUUAUAUGAGAAAUGCGAGAUUUAUUUGUGAAUUUUUUUAUCUUAUGAAAAGAAAAUCGUUGACGGCUGACUUAGACAUAAAAUUUGUUAAUUUAUAUUUAUAGACUUAAAGCAAUACAGUAUUCUUCGCAUAAAACUUUUCUGAUUAAAAUUAUACCACAUUUUGAUAAACUAAGAUUUUAAGGCCCAAAUAAUCUAGAAAAUUAACCCUUUUGCUACAGCAGAGCACUAAUCGAGGAAAUGCUAUCGUCGUACGGAAAAACCACAAGUUUUUUGUUUACUUUGCCGCGGAUAAAAUAUUUAUUUAAAUUCAUUACUUUGUGAUAGUGCGACAGAUUCUAAAAUUAUCUUAAAUAAUUUUUUUAUUUGUUCUGUAUAGACAAAUACAUAUUUUGUGAUCCAAACACACGUACAGUGUAUUCCGAAAUGUAUUGAUAGUACUAAAAAAUCCAUAGUUCACACUUAAGUUUUCAAUAUUAUCAUACAUUUUGGAACAUACCAAAAUCAUUUUUUUAAAGAAAUCUUUAAGAUAUCUCAAUAUCUUCGAUGUCUUGAACUUUUAAAAAAUCUUUGAGACAUGUUUUUUUAGCAUACUUAUUUGGAAACUUAUUCUCAUUUUAACUUUGCCCACGGUAGAUAGUAUCUGUUGUGCAUUAAGGUUAUGGCACACAAAAACUUAAGCAAUAAAACAUAAACAAUUAAGAAAUCAACAUGUUGCUGCUACUUAUGUUAUUAACUUACAGUUCCUAACCGUGAUUGGCCAAUUCAUUUACUGUUUACGUUUUUGUGUGUUAUAACCCUUAUAGUGGGUGUUCGUAUGUAAGAAUAGCUUAAUACUCGGUGAAUAUGCAGAAUAUGCUCUGUGGCCAUUCGUAGCUAAAGGAUUAAAAUACAUACGGUAUGUAAUUACAAAAGGAAAUCGUAAACUAUGAAUUAUUUUGUAUAUUUUUUUUAAUAAAGAUAUCAAAAAUGGAAAAA
This is a messenger RNA of Acromyrmex echinatior (Panamanian leafcutter ant), 5913 nucleotides long. RefSeq lists its product as uncharacterized. The record is from RefSeq and is a predicted model, not a curated record. Lineage: Eukaryota; Metazoa; Arthropoda; Insecta; Hymenoptera; Formicidae.